Messenger RNA from Archocentrus centrarchus (flier cichlid), 2271 nucleotides. RefSeq names its product RNA-binding protein MEX3B-like. Lineage: Eukaryota; Metazoa; Chordata; Actinopteri; Cichliformes; Cichlidae. Bases 21 to 2021 code for a protein of 666 amino acids. The transcript is spliced from 5 exons. Gene Ontology annotation, molecular function: RNA binding. The record is from RefSeq and is a predicted model, not a curated record.
AUCAAUAAAAGACUUGCAUCAUGCCGAGCAGUACGUCUUUGCUGGAGGCUGAUGAGGGAGAGUCCGAAGUCCCACCGCCGCUCCUGCACGCUUUCGCCGGUAUGGGCCUUGACGAGCAUCACGGCGCCCAGAGUCAGACGCUCGAGCAAGCUGACGAGAGCCUCCCCUUUCACCACCUUCCGCUCUCCCAUUUCAGCGUCCUCGGUACGGUCCUCGACUUGAAGCCCUUGCCGCUGCCUCGUCCGCCCUCGGGAGACGAAAUGAACAAAACGGCAGCGGCCGAGGACGAGGAGGAGCCAUUACUUGCAGCCGAUUCCACGGGCUGCACCGGCGCCUCGUUGCUAGCACAGGCCCAUCGCAACCAGCGACGCCCAUCGGGGCCGGUUAGCUCCGGGAUGGAGCACGUCGAGACGGUGUUGUUGUACAACGGAGACGAGCAGGACGAUCCUGCGGUUGGCGGCGCUAGCAUGACGAUGCUAUCGUCCGGCGGGUAUGGAGAGCCGGACUACGGAGAGGCCGAGCCUUCGCUGUUGACUCGGCGAAAGAGCGUAAACACGACCGAGUGUGUGGCCGUACCGAGCUCGGAGCACGUCGCGGAGAUCGUGGGCAGGCAGGGCUGUAAGAUUAAGGCACUUCGAGCCAAGACCAACACCUACAUUAAGACUCCAGUAAGGGGCGAGCAGCCGGUCUUUGUGGUGACGGGGCGUAAAGAAGAUGUGGCCAUGGCUAAAAGGGAGAUCCUGUCUGCAGCUGAGCACUUUUCCCUUAUCAGAGCCUCUCGGAACAGGACGGCCCCUCUGACUGCUGGAGCUGGCCUCGGGACCCCGGCUCUACCUGGACGGACUACCAUUCAGGUGCGGGUGCCAUAUCGUGUUGUUGGGUUGGUCGUGGGUCCCAAAGGAGCAACCAUAAAACGCAUUCAGCAGCAGACUCACACCUACAUUGUGACGCCGAGCCGUGACAAAGAGCCAGUGUUUGAGGUUACGGGCAUGCCGGAAAAUGUGGACCGGGCGAGGGAGGAGAUCGAGGCGCAUAUCGCCCUCCGCACUGGAACCUGCGGGGGCAUUGAGGCUCCAGGUGUAGACAACAAUGACUUUCAGUUCAACGGGACAGAUGUCAGCUUUGAGUCAUCAGCUGGGUUGGGAGAGGCCAGAUGGCUUCACGCAGGUGCAUCAUCACCAGGUGGCAGUAGCUUGCUGCCACUAAACCUCAACGGUACUCAGCGAGUCAAUAGCAAUAUUAAUAGUGGUGUCAGGAUGUCUUCCAACUACCGCAAUGACAGCUCCAGUUCCCUAGGCAGCGGCUCCAGCUCAGCUGAUUCCUUUUAUAGCAGCGGGAAUGGCAACCGAAUGGCAGACGUCAGCCCGACCUGUCCGUUUAAUGCCAAUGCUAACAACAACAGUAAUGGCGGCAGUGCAAGUUUCUGGUUUGGCGAGGCGGGCCUAAUUCCCGUGGGGUCUGAGGAGCUGGUUGGCCUGGGAGUUGGAGGCUCCUCCUCAGGAUUUGAGCCAUUAACCAUUUCCACCGCCCAUUCUUCACAUCCUGCUGCACAACCACACAUCUGGAGCCCCUUUGUGGACCACCAGCCUCUCCAGGCCUUUGAUGCUCUGCAGUCUCAGACAAGUCAGCCCGGGACACCCCGGCUCUCUCCAACCUUCUCUGGGGCCGACGCCUUGGAGCACCCUCAGGCCCAGCGUGUUCACAGAGGGCCGUUUGGCUUGGCUGGGGCCCUCGACACCCACAGGUUCCCCUCGUACAGCUCGGCCUUCUCUUCCUCAAGUGAUAGCACCGCCUCCUCAGCCUCCCCUCCGGAAUCCUAUCAACUGGGGCUCGGAUCAGCGGGGAGGGGACAGGAUUUGUGCGUCCAGUGUAUGAAUAACCAGGCGAUCGCUGCCUUGGUUCCUUGUGGCCAUAACCUCUUCUGUCUAAAUUGUGCCACCGAGAUAUGCCAGGGUCCAGAGGCUGUGUGCCCCGAGUGUCUGUCCCCAGCCACCAGGGCCAUUCAGCUCCGCAAUAUGUGAUUUUUUUUUUUUUUUUUUUUUUGUUUUUUUGUUUUUUCUUUCUUCUUUAUGCUUGAUGAGAGAGAUCAGCCUCCCCGACACUUAUGGUUCAUAUUGUGAGCCAUAAGUGACCCUAAAACUGAUCCCAAGUCAGUGUUUAGGUGCAUCCUCAUUUGGCUUCCUCCAAGCUGGUGAGGAACAGUAGGUGAAUAAGGAAUGAUGUUGAUUUAGGGCAUAGGUUAGGGUGCUGAGCCCGUUCACGUGCCUGGUA